AUUAUUGUUUCGACAAAUUGCCACUUAUUACACCAAAUGUUGAAAAUUAUAAAAAUUGAGUAUGUAUGAUAAAAAACCAAAACAAGUGCAUCAUAAAACACAAAAAUUAUUACACACAUGUCCAGCUAAAUCUGCAGGAAGUAGUUACAGCUAACGUUCAUUCGAUGGCGUCAUGUCAUUACACGCACUUCUCCCACAAAAAAUGUAAGUGAUUGCAAAAUACGUUAUGUAAUAUCGGGUUUCUGCGACCUCCAUCGACAUUCUCCAGAGUAGUGUUCCAGUAAAUUUCAAAAAAUGGAAGAGAAAGAACCAAUGAAAGAGAAUGGCCUCGAAGAGCCGAAAAAAGUUAGAAUCCACCCCCAACAAAGAGCCAACUUUCUAUCGAAAUUAUUUUUUUGCUGGGCACUCCCUAUGUUCGUAAAAGGAUUCAAGAAAGACCUCACCGAAGAAGACUUAUACGACCCUUUGAAAGCCCACGAGUCCAGUCGUUUAGGCGACAAGCUCGAAAAAUCGUGGCUACAGGAAGCCAACUUACGCAGACACCCGUCGCUCUGGAAAACCCUAAUCAAAGUGUACGGGGUAGAAAUCGGCCUGUACGGGAUAUUCCUUCUCGUCCAGGAACUAAUCGUAAGGAUGGCACACCCCAUGCUAAUCGGGCGCCUCAUGGCUUACUACGACCCUUCACAAACCGAAAUAAGCAAAAACCAAGCCUACUUGUUCGCUUGUGGAAUCAUAGCCAUCUCGUUUUUGAACAUCAUGAUCAUGCAUUCGUACUUCUUCGGCUUACAACACCUGGGGCUGAAGAUUCGAGUGGCUUUUUGUUCGUUGAUUUACCGAAAAGCGCUGAGGCUCAGUAAGAGUGCGAUGGCGGAGACCACGGUCGGACAGAUGGUUAAUUUAAUGUCUAACGAUGUCAGCCGUUUCGAUUAUCUCGUUUUGUAUCUUCAUCACUUGAUUGUGGCACCGUUGGAGGCUAUAGUUGUCAUUGUGUUGUUGUAUCUGACGGUGGAUCCGGCGGCCCUCGCCGGAGCAGGGCUACUUCUGGCGUUCAUACCGCUACAACUGUACCUGGGUAAGAAGACGUCGUUUUUCCGUUACCGAACGGCAAUCAAGACUGAUCAAAGAGUGAGACUGAUGAACGAGAUCAUCACGGGGAUUCAAGUGAUCAAAAUGUACACGUGGGAGAAGCCAUUCGCGAAACUAGUGGAACUAGCCAGGAAACUUGAAAUCCGCCAAAUUCGUGGAAGUUCGUACCUCAAAGCCAUCAACGUAUCGUUCAUUAUCUUCCUCAACCGUGCCGCCAUUUACUUCUGUGUUCUGACGUACGUCUUAACUGGAAACACCCUCAAAGCCGAAUACGUCUACGUCGUCACGUCUUUCUACAGCAUUUUACGACAAUCUUUAACCAUGUUCUUACCCCGAGCGAUCACACUGUUAGCCGAAACCAACGUCUCUGUCAAAAGAGUCCAAAAGUUCCUUUGUUACGGCGAAAUCAAACCCGAUAAACCAGUACCAGAUAACUACGAAAACGCCAAACCAGAGAUCGGUGUUUCCAUGAGCGACGUUUCGGUGAAGUGGGUUUCAUCUUCAGAAGACAAUACUUUGAACGACAUCAACUUCAACGUCGGUCCUGGACAACUAAUAGGUGUUGUGGGUCCCGUGGGUAGUGGAAAGUCGACUCUGCUGCACAUAAUUCUAAAAGAGAUUGAGUUGACCAAAGGUACUUUGGACGUCGGAGGUCGGAUUUCCUACGCCGCGCAGGAACCCUGGCUUUUCGCCGCUAGCAUCCGCCAGAAUAUUCUAUUCGGGACCGAAAUGGAUACCAAAAGGUACCAAGAAGUCAUUAAAGUGUGUGCUUUGGAGCGCGACUUUUCUCUGUUCCCUUAUGGUGAUCGCACGAUCGUCGGAGAACGUGGGGUGAUGCUAAGCGGGGGUCAAAAGGCUCGAAUAAAUCUGGCACGUGCGGUGUACAAAGACGCCGAUAUUUAUUUAUUGGAUGACCCGUUAUCAGCUGUGGAUACCCACGUGGGUAAACAACUCUUCGACGACUGCAUUUCGGGGUACUUGAGACACAAGUGCACGAUUUUGGUGACCCAUCAACUCCAGUAUCUGCACAACGUCGACAGGAUUUAUCUUCUGGAGCACGGUACCAUCACGACUAGUGGUACCUACAACGAACUGCGAAAUUCAGGAGGCGAGUUCGUCAAGCUACUUGAAGAAAUGAGUAACCCCGACGAGGACGAAGAGAAGAAGAAAACCGCAGUGGUCCAAAAACUCAAAUCUUUGAAGAGUUUAGAAAAGGGUGACAAGCCGGUGGAAGUGAAAGAGCACAGAAGUACCGGGACCCUGUCCAAGAAGAUCUAUCUACGUUACUUGAAAGCAGGGGGCAACUACUUCGUUUCUAUCUUCAUUUUGCUCCUCUUCGUUCUAGCACAAGGGGCUGGUAGUGCGUCCGACUUGUUUAUAACUUUUUGGGUUAACUUAGAACAGGAAAGACUCGGACAAUCUAAGAACGACACUGAGGUUACGGAGUCGUGGCAGAGCAGAUUUUUCACUCCCGACAUCUGCAUCUACAUCCACUCCUUCAUUAUCAUUUUUCUUAUUAUAAUUACGUUAACACGAUCCUUGAGCUUCUUCAAAGUGUGUAUGAAGGCGUCUAAAAAUUUGCACAACAACAUGUUUGCGAACAUCGUAAACGCAACAAUGAGGUUCUUCAACACAAACCCAUCUGGAAGAAUUUUGAAUAGGUUUUCGAAGGAUAUGGGGUCCAUAGAUGAAACGCUACCACAAUCCAUAACGGAUACGCUACAAGUGGGGUUGAAUGUCUUCGCUAUCACUAUGGUCUUGUCUUCAAUUAACCCAUGGAUUAUAAUCCCAACUGUUAUCAUUUUCGUCAUAUUCUACUUAUACAAAGUGGUAUUUCUAGCCACUAGCAGAAACCUGAAGAGAAUGGAAGGCACCACCAGGAGUCCCGUCUUUUCGCAUCUAUCAGCCUCCUUACAAGGACUCUCAACAAUCCGGGCUUUCAAUGCCCAACAAGCGUUAAAGUCAGAGUUCGACAACCACCAAGACCUUCACAGUUCGGCCUACUACAUGUUCGUAGGGUGCAGCAGAACCUUCGCCUUCUGGCUGGACAUGAACUGCAUAGUGUACAUCGGCUUAGUCAUCCUAAGUUUCCUAUUUCUAGGAACAGAAACGUACGGAGGCAACGUCGGACUUGCCAUAACCCAGUCCAUCACCAUGACGGGCAUGUUGCAAUGGGGAAUGCGCCAGUGGAGCGAACUCGAAAACCAAAUGACCUCAGUCGAACGUGUCAUAGAAUACACAGAAAUCGAAUCCGAACCCGACGACCAGGCGAAACCACCACCCAAAAAGUGGCCCACCGAAGGCAAAAUUGAUUUCCAAUCAGUGUUCAUGCAAUAUUCCCCCGAAGAACCCUUCGUUCUGAAAAAUCUGUCGUUUGUAAUCAAUCCGAAGGAAAAAAUCGGGAUCGUGGGAAGAACGGGUGCUGGAAAAUCGUCACUAAUCACAGCAUUGUUCCGCUUAGCACCCGUUGAUGGUAACAUCAUCGUAGACGACGUCGACACCAAACAGAUCUCGUUGAAGAAUCUACGCUCCAAAAUUUCCAUCAUCCCUCAAGAACCAGUCCUAUUCUCAGGGACGCUACGCAAAAAUCUGGAUCCUUUUGACGAAUACAAAGACGACCAAGUGUGGAACGCCUUAGAUGAAGUUAAACUGAAAUCUGCGGUGUCGGAACUACCUUCUGGGUUAACAAGUACCGUUUCUGAAGGAGGAUCGAACUUCAGUGUGGGUCAGAGGCAGCUGCUGUGUCUGGCUAGAGCAGUUUUGCGCGACAACAAGAUUCUGGUUUUGGAUGAAGCCACAGCUAAUGUUGAUCCACAAACCGACGAACUGAUCCAGAAUACCAUACGACGAAAGUUCAAGGAUUGUACCGUUCUGACCAUAGCGCAUAGGCUCCACACGAUUAUGGAUUCAGACCGAGUUCUUGUAAUGAGCGCCGGAAAUGCGGUCGAGUUUGACCAUCCUCACGUGCUUUUGGAAAAUACCGACGGGGUGUUCUAUGGGUUGGUUAAACAAACUGGGAAGGGAAUGGUGGAAAAUUUGAUCAAAAUUGCGAACGAGAGUUAUUACCAGCGUCAGGAGCAUUUAGAGGACUGAGUGUUCAAUGGAAUAAUUGUGACUAAAAUAAUAAUAAUAAUAUAAUUUAUAAUUUCGUACUUGAUUAUUUAUUUUGUCAAUUUCGUCAAGUCCUUAACUUACAAUAAAUAAAAAUUGUUAAACGAA
This is a messenger RNA of Zophobas morio, 4305 nucleotides long. RefSeq names its product probable multidrug resistance-associated protein lethal(2)03659. Lineage: Eukaryota; Metazoa; Arthropoda; Insecta; Coleoptera; Tenebrionidae. The coding region runs from base 295 to 4179 and encodes 1294 amino acids. The transcript is spliced from 10 exons. The record is from RefSeq and is a predicted model, not a curated record. Gene Ontology annotation, biological process: transmembrane transport. Gene Ontology annotation, molecular function: ATP binding; ATP hydrolysis activity; ABC-type transporter activity. Gene Ontology annotation, cellular component: membrane.